Molecule: messenger RNA, 1439 nt
Organism: Archocentrus centrarchus (flier cichlid)
Lineage: Eukaryota; Metazoa; Chordata; Actinopteri; Cichliformes; Cichlidae
Product: pituitary adenylate cyclase-activating polypeptide type I receptor-like
Exons: 13
Coding region: 2-1357 (451 amino acids)
Biological process (GO): adenylate cyclase-modulating G protein-coupled receptor signaling pathway; cell surface receptor signaling pathway
Cellular component (GO): plasma membrane
Molecular function (GO): vasoactive intestinal polypeptide receptor activity; G protein-coupled peptide receptor activity; peptide hormone binding
Source: RefSeq, a predicted model, not a curated record
UAUGAAUAAGACAGAUAAGAACAUGGAAAUGUAUUUUAAGGGUCUGAAAGGACGACGGUGGAAAUUUAUUGUCCUCAUCUUUUAUCUCCAGCUGUGGUCCAGCCCCAUGGUCGAAGCAAUUCAUCCGGACUGCGCCAUCAUCUCCCAACACCUGAGGGCUCGUGAGAUUUGUAGCCAGACGAGGAGGAGCGAGGCGCAAAACCAGACCGACCACAGCGGAUGUAAAACAGACUGGGAUGAGAUCGGAUGCUGGCUGAGAGCUGAGGUUGGUCAGGUGGUCAAUGUGUCCUGCUCUGAAGUCUUCCAGCAUUUCUCCAGCAAUCAAGGGUAUGUUUACAGGAACUGUACUGCUGACGGUUGGUCAGAAAUGUAUCCACCCUAUGAGGAGGCCUGUGUUUUCAGUGACGACAGCGAGCCUGAGACUGAGACGAGUUACCUUUAUACCUUCAGACAAGUUUACACCGUAGGCUAUGCCACAUCACUCAUCUCCCUCAUUACAGCCAUCGUGGUGUUCGCAGCCUUCAGGAAGUUCCGCUGCACCAGAAACUACAUCCACAUCAACCUGUUCGCCUCUUUCAUCCUGAGAGCCAGUGCAGUCUUCAUUAAAGACACCGUGCUGUUUGCUGAUGAGACCUUGGACCACUGCUCCAUGUCCACGACAGCAUGCAAGUCAGCCGUGGCUUUUUUCCAGUUCAGCAUCCUGGCCAAUUACUUCUGGUUGCUGGUGGAGGGCAUGUACCUGCAGACACUACUGGCCCUAACCUUUGUCUCACAGAGGAAAUACUUCUGGUGGUACAUCUUGAUUGGAUGGGGGCUCCCAUCUACAGUUCUCAUACUGUGGGUUUUGACCAGAUUCUUCUAUGAUGACAGAGGUUGCUGGGAUGACACAGACAGUGUUGGCAUCUGGUGGAUAAUUAAAGGACCAAUAACAGCCUCACUGCUGAUCAACAUAGUCAUCUUUGUUAACGUCAUCCGGAUUCUCGUUCAAAAGCUUAAAUCUUCUGCCAUGGUGGGGAACAACGACACUGGACAUUUUAUGAGACUGGCAAAAUCCACCCUGUUCCUAAUUCCUCUGUUUGGGAUGCACUACACUGUAUUUGCUUUCCUGCCCGAGAACACUGGAGUAGCUGCCAGACUCUACAUCGAGCUGGGACUGGGCUCCUUUCAGGGGUUUGUGGUGGCGCUUCUUUACUGUUUCAUGAAUGGAGAGGUCCAAACAGAGCUGCGGAGGUGGCUGUGGAAGUGCCACAAUCAAAGUCAUCUCACGCCAGCAAAGAGAAGCAUCACUCAGAUCACAAUUCGAACCCAUGGGGGGCUCGGGCUACCUGCUUCUAGCGGUAACAUCUCUUCUGUAUGAUUUCUGAGAUCAUUAAUGAAGAAAAGGGUUUACAAAGGAAAAGGAAGGGGAAAAAAAACAUUCCCUGGAGCUAAACAUGCUG